AUGAUUCCACAGAUCCGAGACAUCAUACUCCGGAAGCGCAUCAAACUCACACUCCAGCAGGCGUCUGGUUAUUAUGAUUACUUCCUUCUUGGCCUGCGACUCCGAGAUGCCAAUUCCACCUUUGUUCUGUUCCCAGGUGAUGGCUUCAAUCUUCACCCCACUGCUGCUGUCGCUUGGCUUCACAACAAGUAUGUAAAGUUCCUUGCCCGACCCGCUUCGAGAAAUGUGGAUAGAGAUAUUGCCGCUCUGGUUCUGGUCCUUGACCAAGACUCGCCAUUUGUCAUCCUGAUCCUGAGGUUCAAAGCCGGCUCUGAGUUUCUCGUAUUGGGCAUCACUGAUAUAUAG
Penicillium odoratum is the source of this 345-nucleotide messenger RNA. RefSeq lists its product as uncharacterized. The record is from RefSeq and is a predicted model, not a curated record. NCBI's taxonomy places the organism in Eukaryota, Fungi, Ascomycota, Eurotiomycetes, Eurotiales, Aspergillaceae. The coding region runs from base 1 to 345 and encodes 114 amino acids. The transcript has a single exon.